This is a messenger RNA of Cololabis saira (Pacific saury), 4420 nucleotides long. RefSeq names its product low density lipoprotein receptor a (gene ldlra). The coding region runs from base 155 to 3010 and encodes 951 amino acids. Gene Ontology annotation, molecular function: protein binding; calcium ion binding. NCBI's taxonomy places the organism in Eukaryota, Metazoa, Chordata, Actinopteri, Beloniformes, Belonidae. The transcript has 17 exons. The record is from RefSeq and is a predicted model, not a curated record.
CCCUCGUCAGAUCUGCCUGCAGGAGCAUCUCUGCAGCAGCAGCAGCAGCAGCAGCCCGCACUAUCCCCGAUCACUCUGCAGGUGCAGACGGCGUUGCGGCUCGGCAGAGACCGGUAAAGCUUCAGGGGUCGGUGCUCCAGGGAAGCCCAGAAACAUGAGACUGCUGUGCUGCGUCUCCAUCCACUUACUCAUCUGUCUCCUUCACUCAAAUGCACAGACGACAUGUGGGUCAAACCAGUUCCAGUGUGGGAAUGGGAAGUGUAUCACGGUGAGGUGGGCGUGUGACGGCGAUGACGACUGCGGAGACGGCACAGAUGAACUUCCUGGAAACUGCUUGUCCAGAACCUGCAAACCGACAGAGUUCAGCUGUGCAGACCGCCACAACAACUGUGUACCAAUCAGCUGGCGCUGUGAUGGAAAAGCUGAUUGUGAGAAUGGAUCUGAUGAGGAGAGCUGCGCUGCCAAGCAGUGCACCGACUCCGAGUUUCGCUGCAGCAACGGCCAGUGCGUCUCGUCCUCCUUCGUGUGUGACGACGAGGCGGACUGUGACGACGGCAGUGACGAGGCCUCCUGUCCUCCGGUGACCUGCAGCUCCACGUCCUUCCAGUGCAACAACACGGUCUGCGUUCCCCGCUUCUGGGCCUGCGACGGCGACGCAGACUGCCUCGACGGCUCGGACGAGUGGCCCCAAAACUGCGGCACGAAGAGCCCCCCGACUCCCGCCGCCCACCAGUGCACCUCCCAGGAGUUCCACUGCUCCAGCGGGGAGUGCGUCCCCGGCAGCUGGAAGUGUGACGGAGAUGCAGACUGCCUAGAUCGAUCAGAUGAACUCAACUGUGCUCAUACCACCUGCCGUCCGGAUGAGUUUGAAUGUGACGAUGGCACGUGCAUCCAUGGCAGUCGCCAGUGCAACCACCACUACGACUGCAGAGACAGGAGCGAUGAAGUCGGCUGUGUCAACGGUACACACCUCAUCCCCGAAAAAAGAGCAAAAUCUCAGAUUUGUGAGCGUAUCAUCUCACCCCGGUGUGUUUAUUCCCACGUCUCAUUCACAGUGACUCACUGCGAUGGCCCGACCAGGUUCAAGUGUCGCAGUGGAGAGUGCAUAAGCAUGGAGAGGGUGUGUGACAGCCGGCGCGACUGCAGGGAUUGGUCAGAUGAGCCUCUUAGGGAAUGUGGCUCCAAUGAGUGCACGUACAACAAUGGGGGCUGUUCUCACAUUUGCAAAGAUCUGAAGAUCGGUUACGAGUGCUUGUGUCCAACUGGAUAUAGACUCGCCGACACAAAACGCUGUGAAGAUAUCGAUGAAUGCGCCAACCCGGACACCUGCAGUCAAAUCUGCAUUAACCAGAUGGGCAGCUACAAGUGCGAGUGUGAGGACGGUUACCAGGUUGACCCGGCAACCAAAGCCUGCAAGGCCAUCGGUACAAUCGCGUACCUUUUCUUCACGAACCGACACGAGGUCAGAAAGAUGACGCUGGACAGGAGUGAGUACACCAGAGUGAUCCCUCGACUCAAGAACGUGGUGGCUCUCGACAUGAACAUGGCCACCGAGGAGAUCUACUGGUCAGACCUGUCCCAGAAGAAAAUCUACAAAACCUCCAUGGACUCGGCUGAAGACUCCUCCCAUCACAACAUCGUGAUCGGCACUGACGUCGACGCUCCUGAGGGAAUAGCUUUCGACUGGAUCCACGGCAACCUGUACUGGACCGACAGCAUUCGCAGCACCGUCUCCGUGGUGACCGCUGACGGGAGCCGCCGCAAAACGCUCUUCCACCAGGACCUGUCCAAACCCCGGGCCAUCGUGGUCGACCCCCACAGCAACUUCAUCUACUGGACUGACUGGGGGAGUUCAGCCAAGAUCGAGAAGGCGGGUCUGAACGGAGGAGACCGCACGGCUCUGGUCACUGACAACAUCGUGUGGCCCAACGGCAUCACCCUCGACCUGCUGAACCAGCGGCUCUACUGGGUGGACUCCAAGCUGCACACGCUCUCCAGUAUCGACGCGCAGGGCGGGGGCCGGCGCACCCUCAUCAUCGACGAGCACAAGCUGGCUCACCCUCUGGGACUCACCGUGUUUGAGGAAAGGGUGUUCUGGACAGAUGUGAGCAACAAUGCCAUCCUCAGUGCUAACAGGCUGACUGGCGAGGGCAUUGCACCCGUGGCCGAGCACCUGUCAUCCCCCGAGGACAUCAUCCUCUACCACAACCUCAAGCAGCCUUCUGGGAGGGACUGGUGUGGCGUAUCUAAUGGCAGCUGUGAGUUCAUGUGCCUUGCAGCCCCCCAAGUGGGCAGACACCCCCCCAAAUACACCUGCGUCUGCCCGGACCACAUGAUGCUGGCGAGGGACAUGAGGUCGUGUGUGCCUGCUGUGCCGACUACGGCAGCUCCUCCACAGCCUCAGGCUCCCACUACCCCCCCUCCACCACGGCCCCCCGUGACACACAGAACCCCAGUAAGGACCACGUUGGAGCCUCGCGUCCGCACCACCGCCGCAGCGCCGGCCGCCCGCACCAGCGCAGCGGCGCCGGCCGUCAUCACCAGGGCCCCUCCCAAGCCGGUGCAGCCGGCCACCCGGCCCCCGGUCAGGACCACCCGGCCCCCGGUCAGGGCCACCACACCUUUACCUCCACCAGAGGCCCCCGGGCUCCAGACAGCGCAGCCUGGCGUCCUGCAGACCACCGCAGAGGCUCCGGCCACCUCUCCAGAUAACCGGCAUGAGGUUGCUGCAGCUUUACCUGAAACCACCUCCACGGCCCCAGUAGCUCUUUAUUUCCUCUUACCUCUGGCUCUGCUCUGCCUGCUGGCUGCUGGGGGUGCGCUGCUGUGGAGGAACUACCGGCUGAAGAGCACCAACACCAUGCGCUUCGACAACCCCGUCUACCAGAAAACCACCGAGGACCAGGUUCACAUUUUGAGGAGCCACAGUCCUAACGGUUACGCCUACCCAAAAAAACAAAUAGUGAGCUUGGAUGAAGAAGCAGACAAUCCCAUUUUUAUUGAGAACUGAGUGGAGGGAGGAGCCUCGGUGAUGAGCUACAUUCAAAGUCCUUCAACAUUUUUACCUCACAGCACAAAGAUAUAGCAGUCAUAGUCUGUAUCUGGCAACACUGAGCCACGGUCAUCCCACAAACAAGCGCUCUGCAGUGAAAAAUCUUCAUCUGAAUGCACAACAGUGUUUUUUUCCUCCGUGAUCUUCUCAUUUCAUUUUCAUAUACAUGAUACUCAAGCUUAAAAAUGAUUGUUUGACGUGGAGAAAGAGUGGUAUUAUUGUGAAGAUUUCUCAAAGGUCAAGUCUUUCAACUUGAUUUGGACUGAUUUCAUGAAACAUUUUGUAAAUAUUAUUCUAAUAGAGACAAUCUGUUGAUGGAUUAUUAUAUUGUGCACUAUUUAUAAUUUAAAUUGAGAGUGGUAAAUGAUCUAAUUGGUAAGCCUGUGGAGGGAGACGGUUACUUCAUACAACUGUCUAUGAUUUCUAGUCUUCUGUUCAGAGCUGAUCUGCUGACAGUGAGGUGAUAUAUUUAUUGCAGUGACUUUUGUCAGCACCUGCGAUGCUAGUUCAGACGCUAGGUUUAACCAUUGUGACCUCGGUGCGCCCCAUAAACAGUGUAUGUGUGAAAUGUUGAGUUUCACACUGGCAACUGAUUCAGUAAGUGUUAAAAGCCGUGAUUUAAAGGGACUGGAAAUCACCGCUGAGGAGAUAGUUCAUGCUGCCUUUGUGCCUUCGACAUAUAUACGCCGUCCGAGACUUCAGAUCCAACAUGAUCCUUUUGAUCCAUGGGGUUGUGUGCAGCUUCUCAACAGCGUCUCCAGGCUGAUCGGCUCUUCCUGGAUUGUACAGUAAUCUUUAUAUCCCCCCCACCCUUUUUUCAGGAGCAGUACAUUCCUUAAAGGCUGAAAAGCUUUAGUGCAGUCAUGUGUGUCGGACCGGGCCUAGUCUAACCCUCCACACCAAGGCCUGUGUGUGUACGUGCUCCCUCAGGACCCGUUUGUCUUAUACUUGCAUUCCUGAUGAAAGUGCUCUUCUCGCCAUGCCAAUGUUUCAGAUCUCUGCAGAUGCCUUUUAACAAAAUAUUUGCCUUAUAUAUUGAUGUUGGUGCUAUUGUGAAGUCGGUGGAUUUGUAUUAAAUCAAGAUGAUGAAGGAUGAGUUAGUGUUGCAUCCAUGGCACGGUUACGGCCAUCAGACCUUCUCGGUGCGGCGGUUAAUCACCGCUGGGAGCGAGAGAAGCACAGACAACCACUAUUGCUGCCAUUUUCUUUCAAUCAUUGGCAACUACAGAAUAAGAAUGUAAAUAUCAUGUUCAUAAAUGUACAUAUUUGUUCUUAACUGGUUUUGUUAAUGAUGUUUUAGCUGUUAAAUACAACAUGAGCCGUUUAUAAAUAAAUGCUUCUAUUUAUUACAGUCAGUUGUUCUGAAUG